AUGGAAUAUAUCAAGAUCACAAAGGUAGACGAUAUUCUACUUUUCAGGCGCGGUACUUCUCUUAAGGGGACGUUGCAUCUGACCACCCAUCAUCUGAUUUUCACUCUCCCGCCCACUGCGACCGGAAUGCGGGAGCUAUGGUGCUGUUAUCCAAUGAUCGAGAGGGUGGAACUAAACAAAGGGUCGGCCCAACUGUACAUGGUUGACUCUGAAACGCAUCCGGAUCUGUGCAAAGGAGCGUGUCUGCGGAUCCGAUGUCGCGAUUUCACGUUCAUGGCACUCGAUUUCCCGGAUUUGGCCCAAUGCCAAGACGCUUAUGACAGUAUUAUGAAAUUAACGUGUAUUGAUGAGAUCGAUAAGGUGUAUGCAUUUCUUUAUUCUCCGAUAAGGAUUGAAACGGCAUUUAACGGGUGGAAGGAUUACCAGGUGUUUGACGAGUUCCAGCGACAAGGGCUCGAUCUGGACUCGGGGCCUUGGCGGCUGUCCAAUUUGAACAGUGACUACAGGCUGUGUUCCAGCUAUCCUGCACAAACAAUUGUACCUCGGGCGAUCAGCGACACGAUUCUAUCGCAUUCGGUGAGCUUCCGUUCGAAAAACAGAUUCCCUGCACUGACCUACUACUACAAGAAGAACGGCGCUUGCAUAGUUCGCAGUUCGCAGCCCUUGACAGGAAUAAAGCAGAAUCGCUCUUUACAAGAUGAAAAAUUAUUGAGCGAGAUAUUUGCCACCAACGGCCGCCAAAACCUCGCCAACUUGAUUGUCGAUGCGCGUCCUAUCACCAACGCCAUGGCUCAGGCCGCUCUGGGUGCAGGGACAGAGGUGAUGGAGAAUUACCCCGGUUGCAAAAAAGUGUUUCUCAACAUUGAAAAUAUCCAUAUCAUGAGAGAAAGCUUGAACAAGAUUAAGGAAGUGCUGAAGAACGGCGACGUCUCUACACAGUUAUACAGUCCGGAGCUUCUUAUCAAAUCUGGGUGGCUCAACCACGUCUCCAACAUGCUCAAAGCGACAGACCUGUUGGUGAAGUCGAUGCAUUUAAACGGCAUGCACUUGAUACUGCAUUGUUCUGACGGAUGGGACAGGACGUCGCAAAUCGCCUCGCUGGUCCAGCUGUGUCUGGACCCAUACUUCCGGACACUGGAAGGGUUUGUGGUUCUUGUUGAGAAGGACUGGUGUUCCUUUGGGCACCGGUUCAACGAGCGGUCAGGACACUUACAACGCGAUACAAAGUUCUACAACUAUGCGCAGGACACAAACUUCCAGAAGAUCAAGCAACUCAACCAGCAUUUUAAGCACCAUCAGAACACAAAGCUGGAGAGCCCUGUGUUCCAGCAGUUUCUCGACUGUGUCUACCAGCUGAUGCGCCAGCACCCAGAGAAAUUCGAGUUCAACGAGCGGUUUUUGCGUCGUUUGGUUUACCACCUGUACUCCUGUCAAUACGGGACGUUUUUGUACGACUGCGAGCGCGAGAAGAAACAACUGCAGCUCGAGACGAGGACCCAAUCGGUGUGGAACUACUUCAAGAGCCGCAAGCAGGAGUUCUCGUUCCCUGGCUACCACGACGACCAGGAGGUGGUUUUUCCCAAUUAUAACGACGUCAAGUUUUGGUACCAGCUGUUUGGCAAGUCGAACGACGAGAUGAACGGGUUCCUGAGCGUAGGGCGGGUCGAAAAGGAGAAGGACGCGACGUCGAGUGCUGAAAAGAUUGAUCGUCUGGAAAAAAUGGAAGUCGGAGAAGAAUGA
Molecule: messenger RNA, 1740 nt
Organism: Ogataea philodendri
Lineage: Eukaryota; Fungi; Ascomycota; Pichiomycetes; Pichiales; Pichiaceae
Exons: 1
Coding region: 1-1740 (579 amino acids)
Biological process (GO): dephosphorylation
Molecular function (GO): phosphatase activity
Source: RefSeq, a predicted model, not a curated record